Molecule: messenger RNA, 754 nt
Organism: Desarmillaria tabescens
Lineage: Eukaryota; Fungi; Basidiomycota; Agaricomycetes; Agaricales; Physalacriaceae
Product: vesicle transport v-SNARE protein N-terminus-domain-containing protein
Exons: 5
Coding region: 23-697 (224 amino acids)
Biological process (GO): intracellular protein transport; vesicle fusion with Golgi apparatus; retrograde transport, endosome to Golgi
Cellular component (GO): Golgi apparatus; endoplasmic reticulum membrane; SNARE complex
Molecular function (GO): SNARE binding; SNAP receptor activity
Source: RefSeq, a predicted model, not a curated record
AGCUUGCCUCCGCUCUUCCAUCAUGGAUAACUCACCGACCUCACUAUUCGACUCUUACGAGCAGGACUACAAGCAGCUCAUCGAUGUACUACGGCCUAAACUCGAGGGCGAUGACAAGAAUGAAAGUGCAGAGCAGCGUAAGUCUACUCUACGGAGAGCCGAAAUGGAGCUAGAUGAGGCCGACGAAAUGGUAUCCCAAAUGGACAUUGAAAUACAAGGAAUCCCGCAAUCUAUACGAGCUCAAUACCAAACCCGCAUGCGAGAUGCCAAAGCAGAGCUCUCCCGGUACAAGAAACUACUCAAGGACCUCAACGCCCAACUCGCCCGCAAUACCUUACUAUCAGGACCCUCUGGGCUCACUUCGUCAGACGAACCAUAUGGCGUCAGCGACCGUACACGACUGUUAGCUGGCACAGCUCUCCUUGAUGACGGAACGAAACGACUGCAAGAUUCCCACAGGAUCGCGUUGGAGACGGAAGAGCAAGGCACCGAUAUUCUGAUGAACUUGCGCUCGCAGAGGGAGCAGAUUGAGAACUCACGGAAUGUUCUUCAACGGGCUGAUAGCUCUAUUGACCGUGCUUCUAAGACUCUCAAGGGCAUGAUAAGAAGGAUGUAUCAACAGCGUGUUGUAACCGGUGCUAUCAUCGGUGUUCUCGUACUUCUCAUUGUCAUCAUCGUCUGGGAGAAACUUAGUUGAUUGUUUCUCAUGUCAAACGUAUACCAUACGUACGCGCGACACCUUUCUUAUAUCGAU